CCACGCAUGCGCACUGACUCUAUUAAACCAUCGCAGACUUUUCAAACGUGCAGUUUUGCAUUCACGCUUGUGUACAUUGAUCAUCUGAGUGCACUAGAAAUGUCAACAGAAUCAGCGACAGCGACGAAAGUUCAGAAGCUUUCUACGCCGGAAGGUGAGGCGAAUGGAGCUGAUAGCGGCGAUUUAGAUGCAGAAUCACAGAUGCAAAAGACACUGGAAGACAUCGACUCGUGUCAGAAUGAAAUUGAUGCGCUAAAUGAAAAAGCAAGCGAGGAAAUUUUGCAGGUGGAACAAAAGUACAACAAAUUAAGAAAACCACACUUUGAUCGACGAAAUGGAUUAAUUGAGAAAAUCCCAAAUUUCUGGGUGACUGCUUUUGUGAAUCACCCACAAAUCUCAGCCGUCCUUGAUCAGGAGGAGGAAGAAUGCCUACACUAUCUGAAAAUGGUUGAAGUAGAAGAGUUUGAGGACAUCAAAUCUGGGUACAAGAUCAAGUUCAGUUUCUCACAGAAUCCAUACUUUACAAAUGAUGUGCUGUGCAAAGAAUUUCAUCUGGCGACUUCAGGUGAUCCUGCAUCCAAAUCCACAAAUAUCGAGUGGAAGGAAGGGAUGGAUUUGACGAAGAAACUCCAGCAGGCCGAACAGAAUGGUCGCAAGAGGAAGCUGGGCAUGGCAAGAAACUUCUUCUCCUGGUUCCUUGACAACACCGACCCCUCAGCGGAUGACAUUGCAGAGGUGAUUAAAGAUGACAUGUGGCCAAACCCCCUCCAGUAUUACUUGGCACCAGACAUAGAGGUUGAAGAAAAUGGCAUCAGUGAUGAUGAAGAUCCUGACGAGUCUGUGUAUGUUGUUGAUGAUGAAGAUGAUGAUGAUGAAGAUGAUGAAGUGUAUUCAGUAGAAGAUGGUGACAUUGAAGAAGGCGACACAUUAGAUGAUUCAGCUGAUGUUGAAGUGAUAGAUGCUGAGGACGAUGAUGAGAACGUGAAUGACGACGAGGUGGAGGCAGGGGAGGAAGGGGAGUGAUGUCACAGCCAUCUGCAACCACAUGUACAUACUGUGUAGAUCACUUUCAAGUGUAUAGAGAAGUGAGGGAAGACUACUGGAGAAGAUCACACGAAAAUGGCGUUUUUUGGAGUGCAAUAUUACUUGCAGCGAGACAUAAUGUCAGAUUAGCCUAAGUUGCUACCCAACCAGGGAUGCAAUAUGCCACUACGCGCUAGCCCAAAUCAGUUUGUCAAAUGCUUUUCAGGGGGGUCUUAAGUUAUCACUUUACCGGCUAUUUGUGUUUCAAGCUAAGCUGCAUCCCUGCCUACUCAAGUGCCUACUCAAGACCUACUAGGAAUAAGUAAUAGACAAAUACGGGCUCAUAUCCUUAUCUGGUUCCUUAUGGCUAUAAUCAAUAUGAAACUGAACCAUUAUCUAUAGCGUUGGGCUCUGUUCUAUAAUGUGAUCUAUCACUAGGUCUUUCUCAACACUUCAUUGAAAUCAAGUGUUGAGACAUCCUUAGAGCUAACAUCACUGUGUUGAACAGGAUACACAUUUUUUAUCAAAUGUUUCGUGUAUCUUAAUUGUAAUUUACUGGAGAUUCUUCCUUUUUUUACGGUUUUCCUUUUUGUUGUAUAACAGUUUGGUUGUGUAACAGUGGAUAUCAGAUAUUGUAUAUCAAUGGCUGGUCAUGUGGAGUGUCAGUUAUGUAUUUUGCCAUAGCUGCUCCCAGAUACCCAAAGGCAGCCAUGGCUGAGUUCAUGAUUUGUCAUGAGGUGAUUUUUAGUCUUAAUUUUAUUUCAGAUCAGUAAGAAAUUGUCUGACAUGGUUAAACGAUAAGGGUAUUGAUUUACCUUAGCCUAUAGAUGACAGCCAAAGACUAUUUCCUCCUGUGUGAGGUACUUAAGCAAUGACUUGCUUUCGCCAGCGUGUGCAGUAUUAUCUUCAGAAAUUGUUUACUUAAAGGGAGUUUAAAAAUUUAUUUAGGAUUAUUUCAAUGUCAGCAAAAGAGGACUUGAAUAUAUGACUGUUUAAUGGUUGAACAUAUAUUAAUUCAUUCCACCAAAAUAUUAUUUUUUCUCAAAUCUCCAAUUCUCUGUAUGAAGGCUUGUGUCAAAGUCUUCAACAUUUCUGAUAGGUCGUUUAAUGGGGCUUUUUGUGUCUGGCUUUCUGGUGUUGACGUUGUAAAAUCAAAAUCAGUUAUAUGUUCUACAUGUUGCAUUUUCAAGAAGGACUUGGUCAGCUUGCAGUAGUCUUCUCUCCAGUUACGCCAUGUAACCAUGGUAACAUUGUGUGAGCAUUUAUAUCACGACAUGUCAUCCUUGUGGGUCAUUACAUCUUGUCAUAACAAUUGUUAUUUUUGUAUCAUGUUCUUCGGUUCAUGUAACAUGCAUGGCAUGUUACAUAGUUGUAUAUUUCAUGUACAGUUACCUGGUGAUAUAUAUUUGCCAUCAUGAGGAAGAUCACUGUGAAUAAGUGCUUACACAUCAUUGAAUCAUAAGAUAAGGGUGUUCAGUUCUCACCUGGCUAAGGCGAAGCAGGGAAAAGUAACAUUUGCUUUGGGGUUUUCUUUAGCUCGUCUUAGGAUUUUAUGAUGCAUCAAUUCAAUUUGAUAGUGCUAUAAGUCAGCUGUUUUACUUUCAAGACUGUUACGAUGUUUCAGGUGAAACAAUUUUAUACCGUGGAUGGAGUUGAAGUUGCGGACUUUUGAGGUGGUGUAACCAUACAGUAUUGUAUUGCGAUACGAGCCCUACGUUACAAAACAUCGAUUUACAACCACUGUAUCGUGGUACGUACGAUACAUUUCAUUACAAGUUAUAUUUGUGUUAAUCAUCGGAAGAGUAACAGAUACUGUUCAUAUCCAGCUUUCACAGAUUCUCUAUUAGGUUUUGGUUUGACAUAAAUAGCAUAACAUUCACAGUGCCCUCUAACCUAUAUGUUUCUGCCCUACAAUAUCCCAUCUUUAAUCUCUCAAAUUUAAUAACAAAUUAUUCAGGGUUGUGAUUCCCCUGCAAAAUGAAGAAUGUCAACUUGUGAAAUAAAAGAACUGUAUUGGGAUACGUAUCAUAUCGCUCCCACAGUAUGGGAUAUGUAUCCUAUUGCUACCCCGCCGUAUCGUUACACCUCGGGAAAUUUGAAGGAAUUUCGUAAUGGCAAGCAUAAAUGAUGGCAAAUAAAUAUCACCAGUUUUAACCUCCUUAUAUUGACGUUGUCACUAGAUCUGUCCGUGGUUAGUGCUUCUGUUGAGUCGAGUUUUGCUGUCAACAAGAUUUCUUACAUUUUCUCUACACCAGUUUGUUUUUGUUUGACUAUUAUGAGGCAGUUUCAAUAUUUCUUGCUCGAUUUGCUUACAUAGCUCCACACACUAGGGUUUACUUGUACCAGUCUUUGCAAGCUUCCGAUGUAUGCAUCGUAAUUACAUCAGAAUAUUACCGGCCAUGUGGUACUGCAAAGGUGUGGGUUCAAGUGGCUCUGGUCUGCAUUUACCAUAAUUGAUGUAUAAAACUAACAUGGGUGUUUAAACCAAUGUGUCCGAAAUAAAAGAUUAUUUCAUAAGUACUUCGUGGUAUGUACUUGUUUUAUGAAAGCGGAUCUUCCUUGUUGUCAUCUCCUGUCAUUCCUAGCCGUCGAGGAAAACAUUUUUGUUUGCUUUUCUAAAAUACGUGCCAGUGGUAGGUCUGCUUACUCAUAACAAUAUGGCCUGGAUCUGACACACGUGUAUUUUUUGUGGGGCUCUUAAAACCAAAUUUACACCUUAUUGUUUAACAAGGCAGUGAAACAGUAACAGUAACUAUCUCAAGCUAUUCCCAAGUAUUUUUGUGAUAAUGUGAACAAUAUCAUAAUUUAAAGGUAGGACUAUUGGGGCAGUUUUCAAUUGCGAUUGUUUGAUUUAUCAUAUACCACAGGGGGUGUAAUAACCCUACCAGUAUUACACCCUUUGCCGGGCUGAUAUGUAUUGUCAAUGCAAUUUGUAUGGACGAUCGAUAUCAGCCCGGUUGGUAAGAAAUUAAAGUUACGUCCCUUAUAGUGUUGCCUGCUCAGCUACCUUUCCCAUGACAAUGACUUCCAAACAAGGUGAAAAUGUUUUUCAUUCACUUGCAAAUAGAUACAUUUUAUGGUGUUAUGUUAUUGUAUCUGAUAAAAAGAUUAAUACGUGACAGUUUUCAUAUGAUACCCCAUAUCAACCCUCAGUCCCAUAUCAACCCUCUGGCCUUGGUCUUCGGGCUGGUAUUGGGGUCUAGGGUUGAUAUGGGGUAAGAUAUGAAAACUGUUAUAUAAGAACUUCGAAAUAUUGUGACACACCUAUUUACAGCGUGUAGGCAAGAUCACAAUCUAAGGCCCAAAAGAUCCGGGGUAGAAUAGGUCUUCAGCAACCUAUGCUUGCCGUAAAAGGUGACUAUGCUUGUCGGAAGAGGCGACUAACGGGCUCAGGUGGUCAGACUCGUUGACUUGGUUGAUGAUGCAUGUCAGUGUAUCCCAGUUCUGUGAAUCGAUGCUCAUGAUGUCAAUCACUGGAUUGUCUUGUCCAGACUUGAUUAUUUACAGACUGCCGUCGUAUAGCUUGAAUAUUGCUGAGUGCGACGUCAAACAACCAAUAAUCAAACAAGGCCCAAGAAGGGGAAUUUGGCCAAUACCCCAAAACAAGGUUCUUAGAAAAUAUUUUGCAGGGUGACACGUCUACAGCAUGUAAGAAUAGAAACUAUUUUCUUACAUAUUAACUAUAUGUAAUUUUGAGUUCUGAAUUUAGUAUAUGACAUUAAAAAUACAUCAAUUAUGGUAAGUGUUUAUGAAUCAUGCAGCUGUGGUAGUUUUUGCAAUGGGUUUGUUUCCUAGUAUGAUCAAGUCAUUAUCAUGCAUCAUUCAAACCUGUAUAUAGUGAACACCUCUGUAGCUCUGUCAUGGUGUGGUCUAGGAGACCGUAAUAACUGACAAGUACAUUUUGGUAUCUUGAUCCGUCCUCAGUCAUCAAGACCCAUUGCUGGCUUCUGAAAUAUACCGUGUGGAUACAGAAAGAUGACAUUUUUUCCCUGGAUUAUGGUGAAAUCAUAAGUCAGUUGAUUAUGGUCUUGUAAGACACACAUCAUUACAAAGUACAUCCAUUGUUUUUGAAAGAUAAUCAUGACAGGUGAAAUUCAAUAUUGUGAAAAUCCUUAUUGUAUACAUCAUUUCUUGAAUUUCUGUUAUUACAUACAUAUUAAAGCAUUACAUGUGAAAGACUACUAUUUGUACACAGUUACCCAUGAAUUAAGCCAUGUAGAUCAUUCAUUAAUGGGCAUGUGUGUAGCCCCUACAGUUGACUUGGAAGGGUUGUGUCCCUUCUUUGUGCUAGGAUCUGUUUGUCAAUGGAUUGAAUCCCAGAUUCACCCCGAACUUGACUCUUCGUGUCAGUCAGCAAUCCCAUGCUCAUGGAUUUCCCCACAGUUCUGAUAUCCAUGACCUGCAUGUCUCUGGUAUGUCUACCCCAUUAAAGGGGCGGUUGGGUAGCCUAGUGGUUAAAGCGUUCGCUCGAAACGCCGAAGACCUCGGUUCGAUUCCCGACAUGGGUACAAUGUGUGAAGCCUUUUUCUGGUGUCCCCCGCCAUGAUAAUGCUGGAAUAUUGCUAAAAGCGGCAUAAAACCAUACUCACUAACUCACUACCCUGUUAAACAGACACACUGUCAUACAACUGAAAUACUGUUCAAACUGGCGUUAACAACAAACUCCCUCUCAUAGUCAUUGCCUUUUCUAACAUAUUUGAAUCAAGGGCAAAAGAAAGGGAUAUGAUGAUACCCAGGGUUGUUUUGUUGUUUGUGGUUUAAUGCAGCACUCGGCAAUAUUCCAGCUAAAUGCGACUGUAAGUAAUUGAGUCUUGACCAGACAAUCCAGUGAUUGUCAUCAUGAGCAUCCAUCUACGCAAAUCAGAUACAAUGACAUCCAUCAAACAAGUCAGUAAGCCUCCCAUUAGUCGCCUCUUACGUCAGGCAUGGGUUGCUGAAGAUCCAUUCUAACCUGGAAUCUACACAGGAUGCCAGGGCAUUGGAAAGAUAGCUUAUUAUAAAGAUAAGUCACGAUGUUUCUUGCAAAAGGAGAAGGCAAAAUGCCCAUCCAAUGAUAGACUUGAAUAGGAUUACUAUAGACCAAGUUACUUCCUCUAGGAAUGUUACAGGUAUUUUUCAUGAUUUGUAAACAGCAUUGUAAUAUGGUCACUAGGAUGGAAUUCAUAACAUGAAUUAUUUGGUGCUGGUUCUUAGCUCAUAGUACUAUAACUGGUACGGUAUGUUUACUAUAUAGUUUAUUACUGGUAUGAAUUUCUGUCAUUUAUUCAUGUAUACAUUUAAAGUUAUACUACUCAGUGGGACCUGAAUGUGUGAUUGGCUGCUUGGAGAUGGUGUCAUACAAAUAGUAUCUCAUGUUGCCAGGCAACUGACGCAUUAUUCGCUUCAUCUAAAGUUAAUAAAAGUUCAAGUAAACCAGUUGCUGUCCUCUCAGAAUAGUAUGAAAUAGCACAGUAUCCAUCUCACAUGUUGAAUAGUAUACAUCCCCCAUAGAUCAUUUGCAUAUAUAUACUGUGUUGUAUGAACUGUGCGAUUAAUACUUGUUUGCCAUAUACAAUCAUUUAGAUGUUGGCUUUUGUUGGUGCAUUGUCAUUCUGAAAGUUUGCUUGAAUUUCACUUAAUCAUUUGUUGUCUACAUCAGUACAGAUCAUUAACCCAUCAUUUUUCUGAUCAUAUCUGCAUCAAAUCGAUCUGAUUGAUCUUCACAGUUAUUUCCUCGAAAACUGAUCCAUCACAUUAUCCAACAGGUAUUUUGAAAUAGUGAAUAGGUGUUAAAGAUGCUGUGUAUUUGGAGAUAUUCUCUCGUUCUUAAGCUCCAUAAGAGCAUGUACUCUACUUCCUGUGGCAGCUAGCGUUUACCUUGACAGGGUCCUCUGUUUCUGUCUCAACAGGCUUGGUGUAUAGUGGUAAAGCACCGCUAUAAUAUAACCUUUUGAUUCUUUAGGCUAUAAAAUGUGAAAAAAUGUUUCUCCUCACUGCAGGUCAUUAAACAAAUAUUUUCUAUCAAUGUGAACAAUUUUGGGUUUUGCUUUGUAAAAUAAUCUGGUUUCGAUAUUGGUUUGUGUACAUUUUAAGGGAAGAGUUAUGCUUCCUUGUCCUAUGCAACUGUAGUUGCUGCAGAGAAAGAAAGGAUUUAUAAAUCUGGUCAUUUUGGAAAUUACCAUCUGAUGAGAAACAUUUUUUCUUCAAGUAAUCUGAGCAUUGUUGUUUUACAUAUCUUCUCCGCCAUUUGUUUAAUACCAUAGAAUUUGAGAGAAGCAUAUUUCGGGGCACAUAUCAGAUCAUGAAAAUCCAAGUGACUGGAUUUUUGUAAGAAAUGCGUUUGAUUGUGAAUUCUUGUAUCUCAAUUAUUGAUUUUGUAGGGCAACACUUGCUAUGUAUUUUCACAGAUUUCCAUUUUGAUUCAAGUUUUGAAAGUGUAAGACUGGGAUCAUGUAUAGCUGUUUUGCCACAAUCUAGGUUAACAUUAAUAUCCACACCCACUAGUUGUUAGAAUGACAGAAUGGUAGAUGUGACAAAAGACGUUAAUGUUAUGAAAUGCAUUGUUUUUAUAAUUGAACAUGUAACAUUUUUAACACUCAUUUCGUUAAAAGCCUAUACCAAAGGAAAAGACUUACAUCCGGUGUCAAAGAUUAUUUUUUGCCAAUGUGAUUUUAGCCUCACAAAUUAUAGAAAUGUUCUGCUUCAUAACGUUUUAUUGUCUUAGAAUCCAUUUGCUUUGUGCUCAAAUGAAUUCAGUGGUAUCUCUGCCUUUAUUUGAAUUUAAAAGUUUCCAUGUUAUGGCUUUUCUGAACUCAAAAUGUUGGGAUUGCUGCAUUUUACUGUGUAAUUUGAAAGUUGCAGAGAAUGUAUAUGGCACUGAUAUUCUCGGUUGAGAGCAUUUUUUAAAUAGCAUGGAUUAAUUUGUAUGCUUCCCACAAUGAAAUGACUUACUUUGUUGAUUACUUGUAAUAUAACACCAAACCUGUACACAUCUCAUAUUCAUCAUUAGUUUGUCAUUGUCAUGUCUUCAGAAGUAAAAUAUUGGAAAAGUCAAA
Messenger RNA from Haliotis rufescens (red abalone), 8057 nucleotides. RefSeq names its product protein SET-like. The transcript is spliced from 8 exons. NCBI's taxonomy places the organism in Eukaryota, Metazoa, Mollusca, Gastropoda, Lepetellida, Haliotidae. Gene Ontology annotation, cellular component: chromatin; nucleus. Gene Ontology annotation, molecular function: chromatin binding; histone binding. Gene Ontology annotation, biological process: nucleosome assembly. The record is from RefSeq and is a predicted model, not a curated record. Bases 7 to 1023 code for a protein of 338 amino acids.